AUGAGACUCUACCAUCAGAUGCCCCUACGGGCACUCCUAUUGUUUUCUCUCAUUUCAAGCCAACUGUGCAAGAUCUGUGAGAUAGGCAAAGAGCAGUACUUCCAUAUAAACCCUCUGGUGAGCACAAUAAUCAAUUCCAAAUAUACCGAAGGAGUGCAAGCUGCUAAUAUUCUGUUGUCCCUCAGACUUGUUGGGAUUCAUAAUCAAAGCCUCGAUCAGCGACUGAUCCAACAACUCCAAGACAGCGUGGCAAGAAAAGGAUCAGAUUUAACCUCAGGACAGCUUGCCUUAAUUACUUUGGCUUUGGGAGCAUGUCAAAACCCCAAUGCUUCAUUUAGAUAUGAUCCUCACCUUGUUAUUCAACUGGAAAAGAAAUUCCAAGCAGAAAUAGAAAAUAUGGAAGCACACGAAGGCAAUCCACUGACUAACUACUACCAGUUCAGCACGGCUGUUUUGGCCUUAUGCCUUUUCAACGGAACGUACUCAGUCACCAAAGUUGUCCAACUCCUGAUGCCUGAAAAUAAAAACUAUUAUUUUGGUGGCCAGUUCUCAGUUGACACUGGUGCAAUCGCUGUCCUGGCACUGAACUGUAUGAAGAAGAGUGUGGUAAAUAAACAGAUACAAACAGACUUAACGGGUAUCAAUAACUAUAUACAGCUACUGGUCAAAAAGAUUUUGGCUGAGAAAAAGGACAAUGGUCUCAUUGGAAACACAUUUAGCACCGGAGAAGCUAUGCAGGCUCUUUUUGUCUCAUCGAAUGAUUACAAUGAACAUGGGACAGUUUGGAAUUGCCAACAGACUCUGGACACGGUACUCAAAAAAGUCUCUCAAGGAGCAUUCUCUUUGCCCAUUGCUGCAGCCCAGGUCUUGCCGGCCCUACUGGGAAAGACUUACUUGGAUGUUAACAAAGAUUCGUCUUGUGUCUAUGAUUCAGGUAGAUUCAACGUCUCCACUCAUGAGCCUCUAUCCAAAACGCCUACUGAUGAAAUCUCAAAUAUCUCCGUCCAUUACUCUGUGAAAAUCAAUGAAACAUAUUCCACUACUGUCACUGUGAAAAAUGGUUCUGUCUUUCUAAAUGUCAUGGAGGAAGCUCAGAAAAAAAAUGAGACCCUAUUUGGUUUUACAGUGACGGAGAGCUCGUGGGGACCCUACGUCACGUCUGUUCAGGGUCUAAGAGCCACCAAUGAAGAUAGAAGCUACUGGCAACUUCUAAGUGAAGAUAAACCAUUAAGUCAAGGCAUUGGCAGUUACCUUGUUCAUGAUGGAGAAAAUUUGGAGAUUCGGUGGAGCAAAUAUUGAAAAACUCAAACCUUCUUCAGCUGGAUCUAACCCUUUUUUU
Messenger RNA from Sorex fumeus (smoky shrew), 1339 nucleotides. It is a transcript of the gene TCN1, whose product is annotated as transcobalamin 1. The record is from RefSeq and is a predicted model, not a curated record. Lineage: Eukaryota; Metazoa; Chordata; Mammalia; Eulipotyphla; Soricidae. The transcript has 9 exons. Gene Ontology annotation, molecular function: cobalamin binding. Gene Ontology annotation, biological process: cobalamin transport. The coding region runs from base 1 to 1299 and encodes 432 amino acids.